AAAAAAUGGAAGCAUCGCACGAAUCCUUUAUCAUGGAUCCAGUUAAGAGUCAUACCAUGGUAGACGACAUUGUCCAUGACCCUGCACCAGAAAGCUCUGCAAGCUCAGAUCCGCAAGAAGAAGAAGAAGAAGACCGGCACCAGAAAGAUCAAAUGUACUAUCAAGAACUCUUUGACAAGCACAUAAAGGUGUCCCAAAAGCCAGUGUGUCAUGACAAGACAGCUGUCCUGCUCCUCUCCUGGGACCCUAAACUCGAUGAUCUUGGAGUGCAGAAAGAGGUGAAAAAUCUCGGCGAAGUUUUCCAAAAAGCGUACAACUUUACGAUUAGCUCGUCCCAUAUCAAAGGCCACAAUCCACAGGCAUCGGUCAAUCGCUUGUUAUCUGAAUUCGUGGACGAUCAUGGGCACGAACACUCGUUGUUGAUUGUCUACUACGCUGGUCACGGAUGGAGUGAUGAACAUGGGCAGUUCAAGAUCGGCCCGCGACGACGUAACAAAAUCUUGGUUCGUGAUGAUAUCGUUUGGAAGCAGGCCGAGGAAAUUCUCAAACCUGCAUUGUCCGACGUAUUGGUCAUCUUCGACUGCUGCGAAGCAGGUGCCCUAGCCCACCAAAGUCGCUCACCCCAUAGGACUUUCGAAUACCUAGGUGCUUGCAAGGAGGGCCAAACAACCCGAAAACCAGGCGAUCGUUCUUUCACGUCCGCGUUGAUAUUAGCCUUAAAAGAAUUGGCCACGAGAGCAACGUUUUCAACCCUGGAACUAUUAGACAAGAUUCUUGAGGCGCCUGAGUUUCCGAAGUUCGAGCAAGAGCCGGUUCUAUUUGUCAGAGACGCACCCACCAGGAAGCAUAUCGAUAUUCAGCCUUUGACCAAAGACGCUUUGACCAAAGAAUGUAAAAUGCCUAUGGCAGAACCUGAGUUUCGUGAUGGCGCCAACGAAUACCUCGACAUCCGAUUAGAGUUCAACCGACGUCUGGGUCCGGAUGACAUCGUCAAGAGCACCACGCAUCUAAGUAAGCUAAUUGACAACUCGGAUAUCCCGGUAAAGACCAUUUGCUUGAAACGAAAGUCUUCAUUGGUUGCAGACUAUGCAUACCAUUGGAGGCGCACGGUGAAAAGGAAGACCUUGAACGGAGCAAGUAGACGAUCCCCGCUGGUGACUCCAGGCCUUUUGGCACCGACUAUGGUGAAGGAUGAAGACUAUCUAUCAGAGAGUCCCGCCCAAAUUGGGCCAGCUCAUUUUUUGUCGAACAACAAUGCUGCGCAGCAGGAGGAGCAGUCCGUCUUGCAACUCGCUAUCCCACGCACACAGGAAGUCUUGCGUCCGAUGGAGCCACGCGCGGAUGACCGCACUCGAGGAGAUGGCGGCGUGUUCUACCAUUCUAGGAUGGUGGUUGUAAGGACCGCGGAGAAUUGCCAGUCUGGGCUCGGUUGGGUAAGGGACAAAACCAAGAGCAGGCCAGUAGUGACUCUAGGCUUCUAAUGUGGUUUAGGACAGCCUCGUCAAGGACUAUAAAGCUCAAGUGGAGAUGUUUCUCUUUCUUUCCCAUAUCACGUCUUGAGGACCGUUGUCGUCGCCUUCUUUCUUUGCACCGUACUUUAAUUGUUUGAGGCCUUGAUCGCGUCCUAGAUUUUGCUUUAAUUGAUAUUACUUGAUUGGAUUGCCU
Mytilinidion resinicola is the source of this 1665-nucleotide messenger RNA. RefSeq lists its product as uncharacterized. The record is from RefSeq and is a predicted model, not a curated record. Lineage: Eukaryota; Fungi; Ascomycota; Dothideomycetes; Mytilinidiales; Mytilinidiaceae. Gene Ontology annotation, molecular function: cysteine-type endopeptidase activity. Gene Ontology annotation, biological process: proteolysis. The transcript is spliced from 4 exons. Bases 6 to 1481 code for a protein of 491 amino acids.